GCUGCUGUCUAUUUCUGGAAUUCAUAGUGGCCAUUUUUUUCUCGUUAGCUCUCUUGGUCUUCUCCAUCUUUGUGUUGAUUGAGGUUUUUCAGAGCGAUAUGUGCUGUUUUUAUUGAUGUCUGAAGGAGGUUUGUCGGAGCUGCGAGCAUCGUAGCGGGGCACUAAUAGCCGUGACCGAGUAGGUUUUCGGUUCUCAAUGGAAGACAUCUUCCUACUCGCUGCGAGAGAAGGAGUGAAGCACAUUUACCAUUUGCUUCGCUUCUGUAUUCCCGUCGACGAGCGAGGGACUUUUUAUAAAUGAAGAUUUGAAAAAAGGCAGCAGCCCACCGGGAGACAAACCCUGUCGUCCUGUAACGCUGGUGCUUGUAUAGAUAAUAAGGAACCGAGCCGUUUUCACGCCCUGGACCGUGCACAGCUUGUGUUGGUGGUGUAGAAACCCAACAGAGAGCACCUUUUGACCGCAUUUGCCCAGCAGCAAGGAGGUCAAGGUGUGAUGGAUCUCACAAGAAGAGUCGAUUAAUUAGAAGGUCCUCCAGAAGUGAGACACUUUGAUCCUCUCAAAGCUCUUUGUCUAGACCACUCGACCACUUUGUCCCACUGCUAACCCUUUGAGCAGACAUCAUGGGGACGGUGCUAUCUCUGUCUCCCAGCUAUCGCAAGGCAGCACUGUUUGAGGACGGCCCGGCAACAGUAGGCCACUACACCGCAGUCCAGAACAGCAAAAAUGCCAAGGAUGCUGCCGCAGCAGCCGGAAAGUCCCUCAAACGCCCCUCCAUCAUCAGUGUGUUGCCAUGGAAACGCAUUGUGGCUGUAUCGGCGAAGAGGAAGGGCUCCAAGAAGUUGCAGGCAGACGGCGGGGACGGUGGGAAAGGGAACUCUCCGGAUGGCCACGCCACUGCCACGACCAACUCUGCCUCCAACAGCAUGAAGCUGAAGAAGUCUCAGUCCUGUGCCAACCUUUCAUCUUACUCCUCAAGCCAGGACCCCUCGGCCACUACCACCACUACCUCCUCCCACCUGCCCAUCUCCAAGACCUUGGCUAACGUAGCGACUGUUGCUGCCAAAAAGAAUUCCCACAUAGGUUCGGGGAUCCAGCCAUCUACUGCAACCGGCACACCAAAACGUGUCAUUGUCCAGGCCUCCACCAGCGAACUGAUGCGCAGCCUGGGAGAGUUCCUGUGCCGUCGGUGCUACAGACUGAAGCGUUUAUCCCCGACAGAUCCGGUGCUGUGGCUGCGUAGCGUCGACCGCUCCCUCCUCCUACAGGGCUGGCAGGAUCAGGGCUUCAUCACUCCGGCCAACGUGGUCUUCCUCUACAUGCUGUGCCGUGAUGUUGUGUCAUCCGAGGUGGCCUCAGAGCGCGAGCUGCAGGCCUCACUGCUCACCUGCCUCUACCUGUCCUACUCCUACAUGGGCAACGAGAUCUCCUACCCGCUGAAGCCCUUCUUGGUCGAGGCUGAGAAGGAAGCCUUCUGGGACCGCUGCCUGGCGAUCAUCAACCGCAUGAGCGGCAAGAUGCUCCAGAUCAACACCGACCCCCACUACUUUACCCAGGUGUUUGCUGACCUGAAGAACGAGAGCAAGAAAGAGGCAGAGAAGACCAAACUCCUCAUAGGCCUUGACCGAUAAGAGGGAGCUGGGAGGGUGGAAGGAAGGAUGGGUGGAGCUAAUAGGUUGAGGACGGGUGGACUAAUGUAAUGCAGUGUAGCGAUACCUUGAAGCAGUACUGUUGUCUGGCAUCUCUACUAGUUUAUCAUUAACCACAUUUCCUGUUUGUAACCCAGAACUAAGAGCUCCUGGGAUCAAACACAACGUUUAAAUCAUUUGAGGCACCUAGACACUAACAGACAGAGGCAGUAUCUGGUCUGUGUCUCGCCUGAAGGCAGAAAUUGGCCUGCAGGGCACUUUUACCUCAACAAAGCAGAUCAAAUCAGGGCUGCUGUGUGGUCACAAUAUCAUAAGCCACAAUAUUGGAUUGGAUCUGAUUAUAUUCUCAAGACUGACAGGCUACUUGUUGAUAUCUAACGCCUGGAUCCCUCGGCACAGGAUGUGACUAUAACAAGCUUUAAGGCAGAGAUAUGAUCAACUGACAACACAGAUGGAUGUUUUAUUAAAUGCGUGGCCAGCAGGGUUAGUGAUUUGACAUUAACAGGCUGCGAGAAAGAAAUAUCUGUCAUUUUUAUCUUUAGCCUCGGGCUCAGACAUACAUCAGUCAGGCCUGAACCUUUUUUAAAUGAGAUAAGAAAUGCAAUCUGAUAUUCCUAUUAAAGUAUUUUGUGGUAUUUUGAUAAAUGGGUUUAGACGCCAGACAACAUAGUUUACUAAUUAAGGGUGAAUAUUAUAAAUAUAAAGAUACAGUAUAUUGAUACGAUGAUAUUGUGUGAUAGCAUCCAGGCAUUUCCACUAUAGAGAAAUGUCACAGGAAUGAAAAUCCAGAACCACCUUGCAUGAGGUCACUUCAUUAUGUCCUUGCACAUGACCACCUGCUUAUUGCCAACUCCACUUUACCUUAUUCUUAUCGUCCUGGUCAAGCUUAUUGCACUCACCAACACUGGCUGCGAGGUUCACUGUUGAGACUUUAAGAGCAUUAAAUAAUACCACAACAUGGAUGAGCUAGAAUCAACCACAACACUAGUCCAACCUUGUCGGACUGUGAAAUUUAACUGUACUGUAGUGGAUUAAUUAAUCCACAUUUUACUUAAAGUAAUGUGCUCUCAAGGGAACAUUUGUUUAUCCAGUAAAAUCUGCUAUGAAUUGGGAGAUAACAUUUUUUUUAAGAGUAUGAAAUGCUAAUCCCUUGGGCACAGUUUAGUAAUCAUUAAACAAGCCCUUCUAUAAGCUAUUCACAUUGACACAAAUAUGGGAAAAUGCAAUACUGACCCCUCCAGGGCACAUUAUAUGUGGGGAAUUAUUUUAUUUCUUCCUGUUCCCCUGCACUUUGUCCUGCAGUCCAUAUUGGUGCUGUCCUGAGUGACCACAGGGAAAUGUACUGAAAGAAAGGAAGAAAGAUUUCUGUUGUAAAACACUGCGCUCAUCUUGUAAACUUCAUAUUGUAUGAAUGAUCGGUGGAACUGGGUCAUGGAGGACAUAUUCAGAGAGUAGAUGAUAUGAUCUGUCUCAACCAACGGCUACACGCGUCAGAAUGAAAGAAAAUGUGACCAUAUUCCAGAUGUGUUUGGGCAGACGCUACAAGUGUAGAUGUGACUUUUCUUCCAAAACAAUGCUUUGAUGUUGCUGUCACCACUCAGCUCGAGGGACCUCCUCUGCUGUUUGAAGUGUCGUCUCCCCCUCCUCUCUCCUUUUUCCUCUGCUCGUUACGCUCCACAGUUACCCGGACUAACUAAAACACACAAUCUCUCUCUGUCCACCUGCUCCAGUCCGGUCUGAACCGGUCCAAUCCAGUCGUCCCUUAUUUAGAGACUCUCUGGUCUGUUGACCUGAUGGCUUAGUUAUUUAUCAAGUUGUUUGACAUGCAUGUGUGCUUCUAUAGGUUUCCUAGCAUGCUGCUUUAUGUUGGGCACACCGCACCUGAUAUUACUGAGAGGUCGUCAUGCUGAACUGCUGAAAGCUAGACUCAGUGGUGUGACUUCCAGGCGACUUGACCUCUAAUGAAGGAAAUGUGUGAAAGUUUUAUCUUUGUCGAUGCUGCACAUGCAUCGAUAAAGGCGAGUCCAAGCAUGGACCUUAGGGUCCUAAAAGACCCCUCCAAGAUUAAAUGAUUCCUCCUUUCUGAAGCCAGUAAUAGCCUAGGUGGGCAGAUCUCCAAAAUCCAUGCAAGUGUCAAUCAGUUUAUUAAGUGGAUAUUUAAGACACCAGCUUUGAAUAUUAUCAGUCCAUUAAAUGGCCAUUAUCAGUUGUCAUCAGGAGCUGAAAUUUGAAGUGGUAUUUGCUUUACCUCAUAAUUGGCUCGGUAGGUUAUCAUAUAUCUUCAUCCGGUUCAAAAUUAUUAGGCUGCGACCUCUAUUGGCUGUAGUAAUUAUGACGUGAGCAAAGGAAGGAGUGAGGUGACGUAGUAUAAACAGCGAAAAGAUCCACGUAGGGAGGAGGUUGGGUUGGAUGGAUGGGUCAAAUAAAACAAGACUUUCACCCAGGACGACCGCUGUCCAUGUCCCACGUGAAACCAAAAGUCAACACGUUGUCUUUUUUAAAAGUUACGUAAUAUACUUAACUACCUUAAAGUCAAAUUAUGUAAUAAACAUACCUGUAUUUUAACCCUGACCUUUUCCUUAACCUAACCAAUUAGCUUUGAUUCAAUUUACAAUGUUAACCACUAAUAUAACACCUGAAGCAUUAUAAUGGUAGUGCUAACAACUGAAAAUAGCCAUUUACUGGCCUGAUAACAUUUGAUACAGGAGUUUAAGGGGUACUACAGCAAUUCAGUGUUGCAGUUUAAUAAAGUUGGGGGCUUCAAAAUAUUUUAAAAAGAAUGGUUAAAAUUGAAACAGCAGAUACCAAGACUUAUACUUUGAACCCCUUGUAUGGGUAAAGCUCCAAAAAUAGUUGAUCCUACAUUUCCCAUAAUACAUUCUUUCAGACCCCACACCUCCAGUUUGUAGCACAGGCUUACAAAGCAAGGCUUCAGCAAACAUUUUUGAAGUCACAAGCCCAAACAGAGAUGACCCUGGUGACAUCAUCAGGAUUAUUUUUUCAAACUUUGGAAAGCUCUCCCCAAAGCCACAGAAGACAUUAUACAAUUGAACUUCGACUGAGUGCCUCAAGAGAUUCCUUGCCUUGAUGAUGUCACAUCACUAAGUCUAACUGAAGCCUAAACACUUUCUUCAUUUUAGAAAAGCUCUGCCUUCUCAAAGAGGACAGAGACGUUGUGCCAUAUCGUUCUAAAGACUAAUGAUUUCACUCAAAGACACAUGAGCCAACUCAAAGUCUCUGACUGCUGAACAAGAAAGACUAUGAAGGACUCAUCAAUAAUAUUUUUCCACAAUAUUGCUACGUCUUAUACCAGAGAUGUAGACCAGAAUAGAAGGACUUUGUUUAAAAGGCAAGGACGUGGAGCCAAAAUGGAAAGCUUGUGAUUUUCACACACAGUUAAUUUUUUGCACAAAUGUAAGACACAAUUGGAGUCAUCCAAAGCUGGAGCAUUCAGCAUUCUGUUAGUGAUUUAUAAUUUAUGAAAAAUUAUAUUUGGCCUACUCUCUGAUAGGAGUCAAAACAGCUCCUUUUUACAUAAAAUUGUAAAAGUGUGUCAACAAAACAGAAUGUCAUGCUUGUUUCCAGACCGGGUGUGUCCACGAUGAUGUUUUAACUGAGUUUUGUGUUUAGAUGAUAACCGACUGGCUGCAGUAAGUACCAUGCUGUACAGAUAAUGUAGCCUUGAUGCUGAGUCAGACCUCAUGAGACAAAUAUGCACAUGAAGAAUGAAUCCAUGGCAAACAAGUUAGUUUACAUGUCCUUCCUCCUAGCUGAUUCUAACGGCUUGAACAGUACACAAGUAGCAUUCCUGUGUUUGGUGACUGUGAACAAUCUUUUUCUUCAUUUCUUGUACUUAAAGAUACAAACUGCACGUAGUAGAUUCGGUGGGAAUUACAUGACCGCGAGACAUUUGGUUAACUGAAAGUCACAGUGAUGAACAAGAAUGUCUGUUUUUCUGCAAUACAAUGAUUUGAAUAUCACCCAGAAUUAGUAGAGGAAUGUUGCAUGUAGAAAUCAAGAACUGUUACCUGGAUUCUUUGUGGUAAAAGUUUGAUUGACCGUUCACUUAGCCCUGCCACCGUUAGUUACUGUUGCCACACCUGUCUUUCUGUUUGUAAUAAUAAUGGAGGCAGAUUGAUGGUGACUGAAACUUUGGGUCCUCAAUUUAGGACAGAGGUAAACAAAAGAUGUGUUUUUCAUCGUCUACUUUCUAAUGGCCAAUUUUCUGAAAAGACGCUUGCAGACUUGUAUCAGAUGUAGCUAGCUAAUUAAGCUAAUGUUAGCUCAAUGAGUUUGUUUACGGUUCACUUUUUAUUGUUCCUACAUGACUCAUUUUAAACUGAUAUAAAAGACCUCCUAAAUAUGCUCUCGCAGUACGUUCUCACUCCCAACUGGUCAAAUACAGCAGCCUGUUCAGUGGCCCUAUGUGAAUCUACGUACCAUGAAGGGCUCACAAUACAGCCAUGGCAGUAUAGGAAGUAAAAGAGGAGGUCACGUAGAGUGAAAAAAACCGAACACAGGACUUUUACCCAGGAGACUGCUGGAUGUUUGUGUCCGGUGUAAAACCAACCUUGUAAAACGGACUUAUUUUAACUUACAUACGUAACGCACAUAACGUCUUAUGUACGUAGCUUAAGCUACGCAACAGACCAACUUACUUUAACCCAAGCCAUCAUCUUUUCUUAUUUUAUGAGCAUAAUGUACUUAACUUAGGUAACAUUAGAAACCUAAGUAAAGCUGGGUUACUACUGUAGCUGGUAAGCUAGUUAGCCUCCCAUGCUCCUGACACUAUUGCUCUUGUGGUUUUUGUUUUGGAUAGCCUAAAAAGACACCACCCUCCAAACUCUUGAAAAGGGAUUUAGCGAACGGUCAAUUGUACUAUUUCUAUUGAAAUAAAAUUUGAUACCCUUACCUUGGUACAAAACACACCCACCCACACUCAGAGUGUUACAUUUUGAUUAUUCAAUACCAUGUGGAUGUGAGAUGACAGCUUUUGACACACAAGAGGAGAGAUGAUGUAUUUCUCUGUGAGACAAACGAACUGAUGAGCAGAAAUCCCCUGAGAUUUUUAACUAUUUUUGCUUCCACCUGCUCCGGUCCUUCCAGCUGUGCAGGGACAACAAAAAAGAGUCAAGGACAGAAUGCGAGGAAAGGAAACUUGUCCUCUGAAUGAACCUUUUUCUUGAAGUAGAGAGAGAAGUAUGGGUUGACUACACUCUGUCCUCUACAUGCUCUCAUCAUUGAUCAAUUCAUAACUAUGUGCCAUAUUUUAUCUUGCAACCCGUACAAGACAAAAACUAUCGUGUAACAUAUGAAGCUUAUUAUAAUGAUGAUGUUAUUAUGGUUUUCUUCCUUUUCAUUUGUGAAUCAUGUUGUGUAAACAAGAAUCUUUGUUGAACAAAAGUCAAGGCUACUAGUGUUACUAGAGUUCUGAUGCUGCAGUCUGUGGAUGUAUGGAUAUGUAUGUGAGAAAUAAGAAUUUGAUCAACUGUUACAGGUACUUUAUAUAAAAACCUUUACAAGCA
This is a messenger RNA of Cottoperca gobio, 7172 nucleotides long. RefSeq names its product cyclin-dependent kinase 5 activator 1-like. The transcript is spliced from 3 exons. Gene Ontology annotation, biological process: brain development; axon guidance. Gene Ontology annotation, cellular component: cytoplasm; growth cone; protein kinase 5 complex. Gene Ontology annotation, molecular function: protein kinase binding; cyclin-dependent protein serine/threonine kinase activator activity. The record is from RefSeq and is a predicted model, not a curated record. Bases 622 to 1629 code for a protein of 335 amino acids. Lineage: Eukaryota; Metazoa; Chordata; Actinopteri; Perciformes; Bovichtidae.